This is a messenger RNA of Pieris macdunnoughi, 960 nucleotides long. Lineage: Eukaryota; Metazoa; Arthropoda; Insecta; Lepidoptera; Pieridae. The record is from the annotation of a GenBank genome assembly.
AUGGGGCGUCUCACAGCAUUGGGAAUACUAGGUCUACUGGCAUCUACACUAGCCGCGCCGGCUCCUCAAUUAUGCUUGUCGUUGCCUCCAUGCUACCUGCCUCCGCCAUGCCCACCGCCAUGCCCACCACCAUGCCCAGAGCCAUGUCCACUACCGUGCCCAGAACCAUGUCCUCCACCGUCAGAGCCAGAGCCAUGCCCUGAGCCAUGCCCUCCUUGCGAUAGGAGACAGCCAACCCCUUGUGGUGAUGGUCCAGUAAAGGUGGACGUGCAGCGAGGAACACUAAAUGGAGUCUCUGAACGACUUCGUAACUUGGGCUUCCAAAUUGUCCAAGUACCCGGUGGAACCUUCUACGUCAAACCAUCUCCUGAUAUUGUUUUAACCCCACCACCAAUUCUCGUUCGUCCAGCACCACUUCGACCCAUCCUUCCACCCGCUAUAACAGUUCAACCCCAACAAUUACGACCUAUCACCCCACCACCAAUAGUGGUACGACCGCAACCAUUGCCUCCGAUAAAUCCACCACCAAUAUGUGUCAGACCCAAACCACUUUGCCCCAUUCAACCUCCUACAAUCGUUGUGAGACCACCACGCCCAAAUCCAAUCCAACCACCCCCAAUCACCAUCCGUCAGCCCCAAUUACCACCAAUAACCCCAACGCCCGUCGUAGUCAGACCUCCUGCACCAGCAAACAUUCAGCCUCCCUCUAUAAUCUUCAGAACCUCAAUCCUAGGAUCGGGCGCUUCUAGCGCAGCAAGAUCAAGUUCGAUAGGAAUCGAUGAAUCUGGUGGGUCUGGAUCGGCCUACAGUGGUGGUUACAGUUAUGGUGAAGAUGGUUACAACCCAUGCGAUCCAUGCGAUCCAUGCGAUCCAUGUGAUCCGUGUCCACCCCCUCCAUGCUACGAGCCGGCUCCAUGCCCAUGCCAGCCUCUCCCACCAUGCCCUUGUUCUUGCCAAUAA